CAUGGCGUCUACCUGAUGCUAGUGUUGUUUGUUUCUUUCAGUCGGCGAGUGUAUAACCGUCUGCUGAAGAAAUGAAGGGAGUGAAAUGAGGGCAGAUUCUGUGAGCAUCCACUCAGCUCAGGAAGAAGAUUCAUCCCCAAUGAUUGGGGGUUGCUGUGUCUGCUCCGAGGAGAACGGAUCCCCGGAGAAUCCCCUCGUCUACUGUGAUGGCAAAGGAUGUAGUGUUGCUGUGCAUAAAGUGCCCCGACUCCUGAACGAGGUGUGUGAGCUGAGGGAAGACAACCAACGAAGGAGACAUCGGAUUGAAGAUAUGCAG
Darwinula stevensoni is the source of this 316-nucleotide messenger RNA. The record is from the annotation of a GenBank genome assembly. Lineage: Eukaryota; Metazoa; Arthropoda; Ostracoda; Podocopida; Darwinulidae.